This is a messenger RNA of Myripristis murdjan (pinecone soldierfish), 440 nucleotides long. RefSeq names its product liver-expressed antimicrobial peptide 2 (gene leap2). NCBI's taxonomy places the organism in Eukaryota, Metazoa, Chordata, Actinopteri, Holocentriformes, Holocentridae. Gene Ontology annotation, biological process: antimicrobial humoral immune response mediated by antimicrobial peptide; defense response to bacterium. The transcript is spliced from 3 exons. The record is from RefSeq and is a predicted model, not a curated record. Bases 1 to 321 code for a protein of 106 amino acids.
AUGCAGGACAAAGGCUUCGUCUCCAAGAGGAAGGCAGCGGCAGCUCUGUGCCUGGUGCUGCUCGUGCUGGCUCAACAGGUGUGUGCAGGUCCGGUGGCCCCUCUAGACCAGGUGCAGUCUGAUUCGGAGCGGCCCGUCGACUCGCUGGGCGCCCGGGCCGCUCAGGCGCCGCGGCGGACGGCUCGGAUGACCCCGCUGUGGAGGCUCAUGAACAGCAAACCGUUCGGCGCUUACUGCCAGUACAACUACGAGUGCUCGACCGGGCUGUGCAGGUCGGGCCACUGCUCCAACAGCCACCGCUCCGAGCCGGUGAAAUACUAGAGAACGGGACGUCCCGGGCCGAAAACCAGCACGUUUACACACAGUUUUAUAUAUAUUUACAGGCAUAAUCAGUAUGCUUAUGGAGGCAUAUUCAGGUGUGGGGUUAACUGGGAUAUGAA